AUGCUUGAGGCUCUCUGCGAACGUCUCGAAAAGCCGGAUCUAUACCAGGAUGAGAUGGCGGUCUUCUUGUGGGAUGAGUUCCGUGUCCUUGUGACAUCAUACAGCAUCAGAGUGCUCGCAUCGGCUGGGUGGUCGGAGAAAGCCGCAAGGAGGAUAGCGAGGGAGCGAAAUACCGAAUUGCGAGACUACAACCUCCAUACUAUAUCAUCCUUCCAAUCCUACCACUUAGUGGAUGUGGAUGAGUCUGGCUGUGACAAACGAGUGGGAUUCCAACGAACAGGAUGGUCUCCAUUAGGGGUGACGCCUGUCCAAAUUUCUCGAUUCCACCGCGGGCAACGAUACCAGAUACUGCCCGCAUAUGCCCAGGAUGGUGUUGUUUUUUCGCGUGUUUUCCGGGGAUUGACGGAUGCGGUCGUGUCUGAGGAUUUUAUACGGCAACUCCUGCAUCACUGUGGUAGAUGGCCGGAACCGAAGUCUGUUCUUGUUAUGGAUAAUGCAUCUUUUCAUCGUACGGAGGGUGUUCGGCAGAUUUUUUUAGCGGCGGGUGUCAAAUUGGUGUACUUGCCGCCUUACUCGACCGAUCUUAAUCCGAUCGAGGAGUUAUUCGCUGAGCUAAAAGCCUUCAUCAAACGACGAUGGCUGGUGUAUGAAGAGAACCCGGAGCAAGGAUUUAAUAACUUCCUGGAAUGA
Penicillium diatomitis is the source of this 690-nucleotide messenger RNA. RefSeq lists its product as uncharacterized. NCBI's taxonomy places the organism in Eukaryota, Fungi, Ascomycota, Eurotiomycetes, Eurotiales, Aspergillaceae. Bases 1 to 690 code for a protein of 229 amino acids. Gene Ontology annotation, molecular function: nucleic acid binding. The record is from RefSeq and is a predicted model, not a curated record. The transcript has a single exon.